AUGCCUCCACAAGAAGACGCCCUUUUGCGGCGCCCACUCUACGUCUACGACCUGCCUCCUGAGGUACUCAGCUCACUCACUCUCAAGACCGACGCCGACGCAUCCAACGAGUCAGAAGCCGAGACUGCCAUCCCGGGCGAAUCGCGACCUCAAACGCCAGAAAGUACCGGAAACAGCUCCGCCUUGGUGGGAUCCCAAGCUUGCUCACUUUGCGGUCUAUCCUUUGACAGCCUCGAGGAGCAACGAAGCCACCUCAAAUCUGACUGGCACCACUACAACUUGAAGCAGAAGCUGCGCGGACUCAAGCCGGUCUCUGAACUAGAGUUUGAGAAGCUCAUCGGUGACCUGGAUGAGAGUCUGUCGGGAGAGGAUGACUCUUCGGAGGACGAAGACGAACAAGCCAAGGGUGACUCGACGCUCGUCACGCUGCUAAAGAAACAAGCAAAUAUUGUGGACAAGAGCAGGAGAGAUACAAAUGCUGAGGAAGAAGCCGAAAGCUCAAAGAACCCGCGCGGAUCCGGCAAACCACCCUUAAUAUGGUUCACCUCCCCGCAGCUGCCAGAAAACCACUACUAUGGAAUCUACAGAGCAAUAUUCACAAAUGAGGAGCUGGCAACAGAAGACAAGAUCCUAGAUGCCGUCAAGUCCCGUCAGCUCGACCCAAUAUCCAUGCCCAAACCACUCACAAAUAAGGACGGCACCAUGGGUCCAUCUGCAUCCUCCUACACCGGGCGACACAUCUUCAUGUGCAUGAUCGGCGGUGGCCAUUUUGCCGCCAUGGUGGUCUCUCUCGCGCCCAAAAAGUCCAAGUCUUCUGCCCCACUGAACCGCGAGGCGACCGUUCUCGCCCACAAGACCUUUCACCGUUACACGACACGUCGCAAGCAGGGUGGUUCGCAGUCGGCCAACGACAACGCCAAGGGAACCGCGCACUCGGCCGGCUCGUCGCUGCGGCGGUACAACGAGCAGGCCCUGGUGGAAGACGUGCGGAACCUGCUCGCGGACUGGAGGGGUCUGCUCGAUACGGCCGAUCUGCUCUUUGUACGCGCCACCGGCGUCACGAACAGGAGGACCUUGUUCGGGCCGUACGAGGGCCAGGUGCUGAGGGCAAACGACCCAAGGCUCAGGGGGUUUCCGUUCAGCACGAAAAGGGCGACGCAAAAUGAGCUCAUGCGGUCAUUUAUUGAGCUCACGAGGCUCAAAGUCCGGGAGAUCCUCCCUGUGGUUGAGGAGCCGCCGAAACCGGAACAGACGCAAGCCCAGGCACCCAAACGGGCCCCUGGCAAGAAGCUUAGCGAAGAAGAGGAGACGGCACAGCUUCACACUCAACAGAUGCAGGCCCUCAUCCGACGAUCCAAACUCCCCUCCCUGCUGACCUACAUCAAAAACAACAACCUGACCCCCGACUUCCGCUUCCACCCGCCAGAGACGCAGCAGAACCACCACGCGCCCACCCCUCUUCAUCUCGCCGCCUCGCUCAACUCGGCAACGCUUGCACACGGCCUGCUGGUCAGGGGCGGCGCCAACCCCACGAUACAGAACGGCCAGGGCCGCACGGCCUUUGAGCUCGCGGGCGACCGGGCGACGAGAGACGCCUUUAGGGUUGCGCGGGCGGAGCUCGGAGAGGACAAGUGGGCUUGGGGUGAGGACGGCGCCAGGGUCCCGGCUGCGCUGACGCGCGCCGAGGCCGACCAACGCGAGGAGAGGGAGGCCAAGAAGGAGGCGGACAGGCGCAAGGCCGAGGAGGAGAGGCUGAAGCGGGAGGAGGCGGCAUCCGGGGCCAAGAAGGGGGGUGCCAGUAGUGCAAGGAAAGGCGGUGGCUUAUUGGAUGGCACGGUGCCCAAGACGGCGCAGGAUCGCAGAGAAGAGGAGAUGAGGGGCUUGACGGCGGAGCAGAAGAUGAGGAUCGAGAGGGAAAGGAGAGCUCGUGCGGCCGAGGAGAGAAUGAGGAGGAUGCAAUCUGGGUCGUAA
Messenger RNA from Pyricularia pennisetigena, 1971 nucleotides. RefSeq lists its product as uncharacterized. Gene Ontology annotation, molecular function: protein binding. NCBI's taxonomy places the organism in Eukaryota, Fungi, Ascomycota, Sordariomycetes, Magnaporthales, Pyriculariaceae. The record is from RefSeq and is a predicted model, not a curated record. Bases 1 to 1971 code for a protein of 656 amino acids. The transcript has a single exon.